This is a messenger RNA of Zingiber officinale, 1457 nucleotides long. RefSeq names its product protein LAZY 1-like. The transcript has 5 exons. The record is from RefSeq and is a predicted model, not a curated record. The coding region runs from base 131 to 1240 and encodes 369 amino acids. Gene Ontology annotation, biological process: regulation of auxin polar transport; gravitropism. NCBI's taxonomy places the organism in Eukaryota, Viridiplantae, Streptophyta, Magnoliopsida, Zingiberales, Zingiberaceae.
CGCUCUCUUUCACUCUUUCACUUGCUAAGAGAAAAGCAAGAACGAGAGAAGAGCCCCUACCUUAUAUAUACAUUUUUUUUUUCUCUCAUCUCUUAUUCUCCGCCCUUUCUUUCUUAACUAGCAAGUAGCCAUGAAGCUGCUUGGUUGGAUGCACCGCAAGCUCUGGCCGAACAACGGCGGCGAUGGGUUUAAGGAUUUUGGGGGCGGCGGCGCGUGUAUCUGCAUCGGCGGGCGGACAUCGCCCGAUGGGGAUCUUCACCGAUGCCGGCGCCGAGAAUACGAGCCGUUUCAUGCUCGCGCGCGAGGCCUCGGUCCCGAUGCGGAGGAGUCGUAUGAGGGAGGCGGCGGCGGGGAACCGGCGGUGGAGGAGAUCUUCGAGGGUUUUCUCGCCAUCGGAACCUUAGGAGUCGGGUCAUGGUCGAUCGAGGAGGAGGACGAAGCGUCAAUCGAGGAAGCGCAGAAAGAGACGGUGGGCGGCGAGGAGCUCGUCGUCGUGCGGGCGGCGCUGGAGACGAUCGCGGAGAAGGAGGCGGAGGCGACGACGAAGACGGACCUGAUGGUGGUGGAGACGGAGCUGGAGAAGGUACUGGCGGCGGAGGCGGAGAGGGACCGCGGGAGGAGGUCCUCCGCGGCCCGAUCCAGCCACGCCGGGUCGUCAUCGUCUGCGGCGGCUGCUUGCCCGCUGCAGGGAUUCCUGUUCGGGUCGUCGUCCGAGGUGGCGGGGGCGAUCGAGGCCGAGGUGGCGGAUGUAGCGGUGGCCGGGAGCAGCCGGAAGGCGCAGCGGACGUCGCUAGCGGAGCUGUUCCUGAUGAGCCGCAUCGCGGAGGAGGCCGCCGGCCGAGAGAAGGCGGCGGCGGGUGUUGGAAACGCCGCGGACUGGGAGGAGAAGGCGACGUCCGAGAUCCAACUUCUGACUAAGAGGAUGACGAAGCGCCGCCGCUGGAAGGGAUCGGACGGUGCCGACGCAGCAGAUGGAUCGACGGCGGAGACGACGAUUCAAAAGAUACUUCAAAUGUUCCACAGAAAGGUUCACCCACAGAACACCAACAGUACCAGAAGAUCCUGCAAGACUGGCAAGAUUGAGAAGAAACACUAUGUGCCACUGAUCGGAGGCAAGGCCAUGAAACUGAAAGAUGAACGCAGAAAAGAGAUCAUAGAUAACUUGAGUGGCAGUGACAUGAACGUUGACCAAGGGCACUGGAUCAAGACUGAUGCAAACUAUGUGGUGCUGGAGCUGUAGAAGGUGAAGAAUCCAUGAUUUCUCUGUGAGAUAGAAUUGCCUAGCAAAGUCUUUAUCUAAUAGUAAUCUAAAGGUAUGGUGUUUUGUGAAAGUGAGCAGCAAUGUCUUCAUUAUGUGGUAGUUCCUUUCUGUGGCAGCAGAGAAUUUAUAUUUUCAGUGAGAAUGCAUCAUGUAUGUGCUUGAAUAAAAAGUGAAUAAAGUGCAUUGUUUAGUACAA